UGUUGUCAGUAAGCUGCGUCGCUUAGACGACCCAACCGCGGAUCCUCGCGCGCAAUCACGACCGACGCCCUGCAACCGACGACGACCUACGUUUUCACCCGCCCACCAGCCCGCCUCCUAACAAACAACACACAUACAACAACAUUUGCCUCUGCACAUCCCUACAAUCAUCAUCUCAUCAUGACGCGCUCCCGUCGAGUCCAGAGAGACCUCAGUACCUCCCGCUCCGACACCUCCGCAUCCACCUCCCCCGAGCGGGGCAUCGACGACGACAAUGACUCCUUCAUGCUCCAGCCGAAUGAUUCGCAGUCAUCCCUAGCGCUGUCGGUAUCCCCCGAUUUCGACGAAGAGACGCUCCGCCGUGAGCUCGAGGAGCGAUGUCGCGUCUCCCCCAUCUCCCGCCUGCCCGCUGAGCUCAUGAUUGCCAUAUUCGCUAAGCUGUCCUCGCCUGGCGACCUGAAGCACUGCAUGCUAGUGUCUCGGGAGUGGUCGAGGAACAGCGUGGGGCUGCUUUGGCACCGCCCGCAAACGAACAAGUGGGGCAGCGUGAAAAACGUCAUUACGACGGUCCGGAAGGCCGACAGCUUCUUCGACUAUGGCAGCCUGAUCAAGCGACUCAACUUGUCUGCGCUCGGAAACGAAGUCAGCGACGGAACUUUACAGCCGUUGUCUGGAUGCAAGCGUGUUGAGCGGUUGACGCUGACCAACUGUACAAAGCUCACGGAUCUGAGUUUGACGGCGAUGCUCAAGCAUAACCGGAGUCUUUUGGCUCUGGAUGUUACCGGACUGGACUCUAUUACAGAUAAGACGAUGCUCGCUUUGGCGCAGAACACUGUCCGACUCCAGGGGCUGAAUAUCACCAACUGCAAGAAAAUCACGGACGAGUCCCUUGAAGCAGUGGCACGUGCUUGCAGACAUCUCAAGAGGCUCAAACUCAAUGGUUGCUCUCAAUUAACCGACAAGUCUAUCAUCGCAUUUGCUAUGAACUGCCGCUACAUCCUCGAAAUCGACCUGCAUGACUGCAAGAACCUUGAAGAUGAAUCAAUCACUACCCUCAUCACCGAAGGACCCCAUCUACGCGAACUACGCUUGGCACACUGUGGGCGAAUCACAGAUAAUGCAUUCCUUCGUCUUCCUUCCGAGGCUUCCUACGAGAGUCUCAGGAUCCUGGAUCUUACCGACUGUGGCGAGCUUCAAGAUAUGGGUGUCCAGAAAAUCGUUCAGGCCGCUCCCCGCCUGCGCAACCUGGUCCUUGCUAAAUGCCGGCUGAUCACAGACCGUGCAGUUUUGGCCAUUACGCGACUAGGGAAGAACUUACACUAUAUUCACCUCGGUCAUUGUUCGAGGAUAACGGAUGCUGGUGUAUCUCAGCUCGUCAAGUUGUGCAAUCGAAUUCGGUACAUUGACCUAGCCUGCUGCGUGCUCCUCACCGACGCUUCGGUCACCCAACUUGCGACUCUGCCGAAAUUGAAGCGAAUCGGCCUGGUAAAGUGCGCUGCCAUCACAGACCGGAGCAUCUUGGCGCUAGCAAAACCGAAGCAACAGGGACAUGGGGGCCCUGUAGUUCCGAGCGUGUUAGAGAGGGUCCAUCUCAGCUACUGCACAAACCUGACGCUCUCAGGCAUUCACGCUUUGCUGAACAACUGUCCACGCCUUACUCAUCUAAGUUUGACAGGCGUCCAGGCCUUCCUGCGCGAAGAUUUGAUUGUUUUCUGCCGUGACGCUCCAGCAGAAUUCAACGACCAUCAACGCGACGUAUUCUGCGUUUUCAGCGGCAUCGGCGUGACGCGCCUGCGCAACCACUUGAACGUCGAUUCUCGGAUACUUAUCGACCCCGACCGCACAAUGUACGACGAGAGUGAAGAGCCCGAAAUGAUCCUCAACGUCACUGCGCAAGCCAACGGUAUGGCGAUCGAGGAAAUGGAUGAUGAUUUCGGAGAGGGCAGUGAAAUGAUGGGUCAGGAUUAGGUUCCUCCCUCUUUCUACUUCGUUAACGCUUUUGCUCUCAUAGGAAUUCUUGGAAAUUAGUGCGACUAACACUUCCAAUCUCCUAUUGAAUCAUCCAAUAUCGGAACAUUGAAGCGGAUCAUUUUUUUCUAUAGGUGCUGGCACGGUAUGUGGUCGUCGAUCGACAUGACAUCACUCACCUAAUUCCUGUUCUUG
Molecule: messenger RNA, 2163 nt
Organism: Lindgomyces ingoldianus
Lineage: Eukaryota; Fungi; Ascomycota; Dothideomycetes; Pleosporales; Lindgomycetaceae
Product: RNI-like protein
Exons: 4
Coding region: 181-1968 (595 amino acids)
Biological process (GO): SCF-dependent proteasomal ubiquitin-dependent protein catabolic process
Cellular component (GO): SCF ubiquitin ligase complex
Molecular function (GO): protein binding
Source: RefSeq, a predicted model, not a curated record